Molecule: messenger RNA, 387 nt
Organism: Penicillium cinerascens
Lineage: Eukaryota; Fungi; Ascomycota; Eurotiomycetes; Eurotiales; Aspergillaceae
Product: YbjQ family protein
Exons: 1
Coding region: 1-387 (128 amino acids)
Source: RefSeq, a predicted model, not a curated record
AUGGCACCCCCCAAGAAAGAUAAAGAAGUCCCGUCAUGCUUCACCGACACCCAUGGAGUGAUCACUUCAACAAUGAAUGACCUCCCAGGCUACAAGAUCAAAUCCGUACUCGGUACAGUCUACGGUAUCACCGUGCGAACAAGGAACUGGGGCGCGGACCUGGGGGCAGUUGUGCGAUCAGCUGUCGGAGGCGAGAUUCGAUUCUUUACCAGUUUGAUGUACACAUCGCGUGAAGAAGCGCUGGAGAGGCUGGUGGGCGAGUGUAUGAGUCGAGGUGGAAAUGCGAUUAUUGCGGUGAGGUUUGAUGUUGCUAGUUUUGGUGCAUGUUCGCAGAUUUGUGCUUAUGGAACUGCUUGUCUGGUUGAGAAGAUUGAGGAGGGGCUUUGA